Molecule: messenger RNA, 1433 nt
Organism: Anguilla rostrata (American eel)
Lineage: Eukaryota; Metazoa; Chordata; Actinopteri; Anguilliformes; Anguillidae
Gene: mrpl23
Product: mitochondrial ribosomal protein L23
Exons: 5
Coding region: 160-561 (133 amino acids)
Biological process (GO): mitochondrial translation
Cellular component (GO): mitochondrial large ribosomal subunit; ribosome
Molecular function (GO): structural constituent of ribosome
Source: RefSeq, a predicted model, not a curated record
UUCCGCGUCGUUCCUUUUCCUCAAAACACUUCCUGUCCUUGAUAUGAUCUCUGCAGGAACCUGAAUUCUGUCACGUGUACAGAAUGAAAACAGCUUUGAUAUCAAAACAAAAUUAAAACAGACAAAAAUAAAAUUUGCAUCGGCGGGAAAUCUGAAGCGAUGGCAAGGAGGGUUUUAUAUCCUCUCUAUCAGAUUGGGAACCCCCAGUUAAGGGUGUUUCGUCCCAACUUCUUCCUGACCCUCGUGAGACCAGGAAAAGAGCUGCCUCCUGACACUGUACAGUUUCGGAUCCCCAUUGAGAUGACAAAAUGUGAUGUGAAGAACUACCUGGAGAAGAUCUACAACGUGCCAGUGGGCGCAGUGCGGACGAGGAUCCAGUAUGGUACGAACAAGAAGAGGAACCACCUGAACCAGCGCGUGAAGACGCCGGACUACAAAGUGGCAUACGUCCAGCUGACCUUUCUCCUCCUGGGCCUCCUUGGAAACGGUGGAUUUUGGCUGAGAGGCAAGGAUCUCUGCCCCGUCAGGGGUCGGGAAGUUGGCUGUAGAGCUUCUCGCUAAGAUGGCCGUGCAUUAGACAGGUGUUAGACUUGUAGGUUUUAGAUGUUGAAGUUUCCUGUGUUGAUGUGUCUUCGUGGAAGUACACGCCUGUAUGUGUAGCGCUUGCCACCAUCCCCAUCAUUUUUGGCUACCUAAGUCAUUUCCAAAGACAAAAUCAUAAUGUGAAAAAAUAAAUUGUAUUGAGAUUGGUAACAAAGGCUUUUUUGACAUCAAGCUACAGUGACAUCUAGUGGCUGGAGGACAGAAAUGCAUGUUUUUUAAAAGAUGGGUUUCUGAACAGAGGUUUCAGUAUCUCAGUCAGUGACAGAUAUCGACAGUUGUCUUUUCAGGCCGACUCAGAAUCAGACGUUAGUCCUGAUUCAGAGUUGUACUCAUUUCAGUAAGCAGCGGGGGGAAACGGCAAAUGGAGCUGUGUAAGGCAUUUCCUUACGGGUGUAGUUUCAGAAAGACUUGCAUCCUGUCCUGCUUUCCCUACUCAUGCUGCCAUCCCCACUCUGGGAUGCUGUGCAGAUAAAGCUAUAGGCUUCCUUUGUAACCAACGCUAGAUGGCAUCGUUCUGCUACUCUGGCUGCACUUGCUGCUUCACGUGAAUUUCUGGAUAUGAGGUUCUGGCUCGUUCCUCUGACUCUCCUUCCCGGGGAGGGAGAAUCCCCCCCCCCCUCCCUCCCCCAAACCAAAGACCUAAGACCACAGGCCAAAGGUGUGUUUCAUGCUGCCAGGUAUGGUGCGCACUGACUGAAUAGGCCUGUGCCAAAGUACUGUGAGGACUUUUCAGUUUUAUUUUACUAGUAUUAUUAUUAUUAUGUUGAACAUAUUUUAAUAAAAGAUUGUUUUUCACCAUCCUGUUGUGUCAUUAAACACCUCUAAUGAGA